AUGCAAGACGAAUCUAACCACGAAAGCCAAUAUUGCAAAUUUGACAAUGAGCUCCUUACUUUGUUCACCUCUUCAUUAUAUCUUGCUGCAUUAGUAGCUUCUUUCUGUGCUUCCACCACCACAAGAAUGAUGGGACGCAAGACCUCAAUGUUUGUAGGUGGUUUGUUUUUCCUUUUUGGUGCUUUGUUGAAUGGUUUUGCCAUCAAUAUUGAGAUGCUUAUCAUAGGUCGUUUAUUGCUUGGUUUUGGUGUUGGAUAUUGUAAUCGGUCUGUACCUGUGUAUUUGUCUGAAAUGGCCCCAACAACGAUAAGAGGUGCACUCAACAUUGGUUUUCAAAUGAUGAUCACAAUUGGCAUAUUAAUUGCAAACCUUAUCAACUAUGGGACUGCAAAACUAGAAUAUGGUUGGAGAAUUUCUUUAGGUAUUGGUGCAGUCCCCGCAAUAAUGCUAUGUGUGGGAUCUCUUUUCUUAGGUGACACACCAAACUCUCCGGUUGAAAGAGGUAAAAUAGAAGCAGCUAAGAAAAUGUUGCAAAGGAUUCGUGGCGUUGAUAAUGUCGAUGAGGAGUUCCAAGAGCUCGUUGAUGCGACUAAAGCGACCAAAGAUGUGGAACACCCAUGGAAGAACAUUAUACAACCAAAACAUAGGCCUCAACUCACUUUUUGCUCUCUCGAUUCCAUUCUUCCAACAAUUCACCAGUAUCAAUGUGUUAAUGUGGUUGCCACUGUUGUUUCCAUUUUCUCUCGUGGACAAGUUUGGAAGAAGGAUAUUGUUCCUCGAAGGUGGUAUUCAAAUGCUUGUUUGUCGCUUGUCGUUGGAACCAUGAUUGCUAUGAAGUUUGGAGUGAGCGGUGAAGGCUCAUUUACCAAUGGAGAAGCUAGUCUCCUCUUAUUCUUUAUAUGUGCAUAUGUUGCAGCAUAUGCAUGGUCUUGGGGUCCACUAGGGUGGUUGGUUCCAAGUGAAAUAUGUUCUCUUGAGGUUCGAUCGGCAGGUCAAAGCACCAAUGUUGUCGUAAACAUGUUGUUCACCUUUGUCAUUGCUCAAAUUUUCCUAACCAUGCUGUGUCACUUGAAGUUUGGCCUUUUCUUCUUCUUUGCUGGAUUUGUGCUUAUCAUGACCAUUUUUGUCGCCUUGUUCCUACCCGAGACAAGGAACGUCCGAAUUGAAGAAAUGAAUAGACAGCCAUGGGUGGUUUACUCUUUGGUUAUGAUCUUGGGAUCACUGGGAGGAGUGACUUCCAUGGAACCUUUCCUAAUAAAAUUCUUUCCUAGUGUUUAUAAACAAAUGCAAGACGAAUCUAACCACGAAAGCCAAUAUUGCAAAUUUGACAAUGAGCUCCUUACUUUGUUCACCUCUUCAUUAUAUCUUGCUGCAUUAGUAGCUUCUUUUUGUGCUUCCACAACCACAAGAAUGAUGGGACGCAAGACCUCAAUGUUUGUAGGUGGUUUGUUUUUCCUUGUUGGUGCUUUGUUGAAUGGUUUUGCCAUCAAUAUUGAGAUGCUUAUCAUAGGUCGUUUAUUGCUUGGUUUUGGUGUUGGAUAUUGUAAUCGGGUGACACACCAAACUCUCUCGGUUGAAAGAGGUAAAAUAGAAGCAGCUAAGAAAAUGUUGCAAAGGAUUCGUGGCGUUGAUAAUGUCGAUGAGGAGUUCCAAGAGCUCGUUGAUGCGACUAAAGCAGCCAAAGAUGUGGAACACCCAUGGAAGAACAUUAUACAACCAAAAUAUAGGCCUCAACUCACUUUUUGCUCUCUCGAUUCCAUUCUUCCAACAAUUCACCGUUUGGAAGAAGGAUAUUGUUCCUCGAAGCUUGCUGUUGGAACCAUGAUUGCUAUGAAGUUUGGAGUGAGCUGUGAAGGCUCAUUUACCAAUGGAGAAGCUAGUCUCCUCUUAUUCUUUAUAUGUGCAUAUGUUGCAGCAUAUGCAUGGUCUUGGGGUCCACUAGGGUGGUUGGUUCCAAGUGAAAUAUGUUCUCUUGAGGUUCGAUCGGCAGGUCAAAGCACCAAUGUUGCUGUAAACAUGUUGUUCACCUUUGUCAUUGCUCAAAUUUUCCUAACCAUGCUGUGUCACUUGAAGUUUGGCCUUUUCUUCUUCUUUGCUGGAUUUGUGCUUAUCAUGACCAUUUUUGUCGCCUUGUUCCUACCCGAGACAAGGAACGUCCGAAUUGAAGAAAUGAAUAGAGUAUGGAAAUCACACUCGGUUUUGGACUAG
Molecule: messenger RNA, 2208 nt
Organism: Sphenostylis stenocarpa
Lineage: Eukaryota; Viridiplantae; Streptophyta; Magnoliopsida; Fabales; Fabaceae
Source: the annotation of a GenBank genome assembly